Physcomitrium patens is the source of this 2128-nucleotide messenger RNA. NCBI's taxonomy places the organism in Eukaryota, Viridiplantae, Streptophyta, Bryopsida, Funariales, Funariaceae. The record is from RefSeq and is a predicted model, not a curated record.
GUGAUCGCAUGUUGUGGCUGAAUGGUUGCUGCUCAUGGCAUAACAUUUUGCAUUCGACUACGUUUACUUGCGGCAAGGAUCUUGCUGUCUUUAGAUUGAAUUCAGAUAUUACAUAAUCAUGCGGCAGCUCACGAAUCUAACGAACUCCGGAAUGCCGCAAUAGCCGGCACGGCUCUUCACAAAUUGAUAAGUGAGACUAAAAAAGUGCGCCGGCGUGUAGAGGGAUGGAGAGCUUGUGCAAUGAAUCGUUUCUCUUUCGAAGCUGAGAAUUGUUACUCGUGCCAACGUUGAAGAGAUGCUGGUUUUUCGUUCCAUUACUAUCAUGGUUUGUGCUCUAGAGCCGUUUUAAGAGAUUCGAAACGACGGCGCGGAAUAUGAAAGUUUGGUGUUACCUUGUGGCGAGUGGUAGUGAGCGUUUGGGUCAUGACAAGAUGGUGUGUUGUGUUCUGGACGGCGGUGUCCUUCCAGUCGGGACAUUCGCUCAUGUAGCUGCGACUUCGGAUAGAGAUGCUGUCGGAAAGGAUGAAAAGGUCCAAUGAAAAUUAGUUGAGGGAGUGAAAGUUGGCGUCGACCCCGAUUUAUUGCAGUAGGUCCUGGAAAAAUGGCGUGUAACUGUUGUGAAGAUGAUGGCAAAGAUAUCACCGAGCCCCAUUGUCAGGAAGGGAAUGCUGCAACAUAUGAAGAUGCUUCCGGAAUGAAAGGAAUGACUUGUGGAUUUUCAAUGUCGCGGGGCGAACAUGAGGGACAGGGAGGAUGUGACCGAAGUGAGGAGUGCUUCAGUUGCGCAAGUACAGAUGGUAAUGAGGAGAUACUGUUUGCAACUUUUGGUUCCGUAAGUGCAGCCUGCAAAGGAUGCUGGGGUGACAUAGUCGAAGAUUGCAAAAACCAGGAUUGUACUGCCAAUGACAUCGCGCUUUGUGGAGUGGAAGACCAAUGCAGGAAGCAGCAUGGCUUGCUACCAUGGGUCAUAGGCGAUGGGAGCGUGUGCCAAGCAGUUCCGAAGUCGUGCCUGAAGACCGAAUUUGAGGGCAAUGGAGCGGAUGAAACGAAAGCACAUGCUUUGCCGCGAUUGACUAUGGUUGACCCGCAACUCCGGAGUGGGGGUUUAAUGGCACCUCCUCCCUCCGGCGCCGCAUCCCUUCGACGCCUUUGCAAUGCUCUUCAGUGUGCGCUGAGGAAACGUGUUGAAAGCGAGCGUCACUUGAAAAUGAUAAACAAGGAGCUUAAAGUAAGGUUAGAGAAGUGUCUCUUAGAGCUUGAUGUGGACUCCGUACAGUUGCAGCUCGACACACUGAGCGAAGAAAUGAAACAAACAAUUUAUCUUCUGCGCAAACUUGCUGAAAAAAAUGCGGAAUUAGAGAGACAGAAGGUGGUUGGUGAUAAAAAAAUUAGCGCACUAAUAACGGAGCUGCAGUUAGAGAAUGCCUCUCUCAAACGGGAGAGAUCCGUUCUAUUUGCUCUUUUGCAAUCUCAAAGGCAUAAGCUCCAAUCUUUGAGAAGCGACUUCAUUCCAAGAAGUUGCGUGGUACCUGGCAACUCUCUUCCUGAUUCUGCAAUUCCUGUGGAGGAUGUGAAAGACCUCCAUGAAGAAGUGGAUCGCUCAGCCUCGCAGAAGGAGUCGGACAUAUAUCAGUCGAUUGUUGAGGAUGAAUGUCGAAGGAACGCUUAGAAAGAGUGUCGCCCCCAGAAGAUUCUACCAGAAAGACCCUCUGUUUCACCUGGGUUCAUUAUAUUGUAGCAGAUAUUUUCGUUGACUUCCAGACCGACUGCUGGAUGGUAUAGGACACGAAUCGAGUUUGACACCUUCAGCAGAUGACUAGGACCUUUCAUAUCAGGACGGCGCAUCACAACAGAAUAUUGGGAGCGAUAUUACUUUUAAUGCCCCCGACAGCCACGACAGCAUGACGAACCAACACUUUUCAUAUCCAUGCGAAACUUCACAGCAAGUUGAAUAGGCAUGAGUUUUGAUAGACAUGAAACCUUGAGCUAGUUUAGAACUGGAGAGAAACUAACACAGCAAUUGUAUGAACCCUAAAAGCAAAUUUACUGGUACACUAUCAAUUAUCACAUGUUUCUCCAUUUGCCAACUCCACUGCAACUAAGAACGUUCAAAGGAAACUCUGCAAUA